Messenger RNA from Funneliformis geosporum, 1116 nucleotides. The record is from the annotation of a GenBank genome assembly. Lineage: Eukaryota; Fungi; Glomeromycota; Glomeromycetes; Glomerales; Glomeraceae.
UCCCUAGUUAUAAACAACCUUACGAUUAUAUGUUUGCCACACAGAACCAUUAUGGAUAAUGAUUUUAUAAGGUCCGCUAAAAGAGCUUUAUCCGCGUUGCUUGAAAGUGCUCGUGGGGAAACGGAAAGCAAAAAUAUAUCUGAAGAAAUAUCCGAACCAAGAGCAAAACAAGUUAAACUUUUUCAAAAUGAGGACGAUUCUACUUCUCCAAAUAAACCAAAGGUUUUCUAUAAUCCAAUAGAUAAAAAUGAUUUUAUGCGUCGACUAGCAACUUUUAUGAUAUCCUUUUUGCUUUCGUUUUUUCCAGUAGAAUGUGCACGAUAUGGCUGGAUUAAUAUUAGUGAAGAUUUUCUCAAGUGUGAAUAUUGUGGGGAACAAAUGCUAGAGAAAAUGACAGUCCAAUAUCACGAAGGAUUAUCCAGCGCACAUGCAUCUACGUGCCCAUGGCGUGAACGUCAUUGUGAUGAUUUUAUAUACAAGAUUUCACUUUCACUGGAUCGAUCCCUUUUGAAGGAAUUUCAGACACGUGCAUUGCCUUUAAUACAACUAGGGGAUAAAUUACCGGUUAUAAAGGUUGAAGUAACUGAGGAGUAUGUAAAACUUAUAAUUUCCGUGAUGUCAAAUGAAGUAAAGAACAUUGGUCAAGAUAUUUUGACGUCUGCUAGUUGCUUGUCUUUGUUUGGAUGGGAAUACGAAUUAAUUGAGGGAUUAGAAAUGCUGAAGUGUCCGUAUUGUUUUCGUCAGUGUUCAUUAUCAAAUUAUCUGAAUAUAGCGAAGCAUAGGGAAAUUCAACAAAAACAAGAUAAAGAAAAUCUGCAAGAUGACGAGAGUGAUAAAAACGAACAGAAUACACAGGAUAUUGAAACUGAUCUUACAUUUGAUAUUGCAAACGAACAUCGAUGGUAUUGUGCUUGGAUCGCUGGGAAUGGAACACCAAUAGAAUAUGAAACUUCCGAUGAACAGAUGAAACAAAAAGCUGGAUGGCAAAUUACAUUAAACGGAAUCGCUAAUUGUAGCUUUCUUUUUAGCCCAAAGGAUGCAUCCGUUGAACUGGUCGAUUUUCGACUAAACGAAUUGCGUGAUAAUUUAUCUCCAUUCAAAAAAAUAACGCGAUGA